Molecule: messenger RNA, 3978 nt
Organism: Capra hircus (goat)
Lineage: Eukaryota; Metazoa; Chordata; Mammalia; Artiodactyla; Bovidae
Gene: SPATA31C2
Product: SPATA31 subfamily C member 2
Exons: 9
Coding region: 1-3873 (1290 amino acids)
Source: RefSeq, a predicted model, not a curated record
AUGGGUUCUGAGGAGACCAGCAGCCGGGCCCAACCCUCAGGAAACAGAACCCCCACGGAGGCUCCUGAGGAGCAGAGCAGAACACAGAUACUUCCCAGAUUCCAUGUGCAGAAUGAAGCUGUGAGAGUCCUGAAAAUGGGUGUGGCCCAGCAGGGGUAUGUGGGCUGUGUUGGACCAAUAGCACCUGGAUUGGGAGCUUGCAGAGAUUGCCGGAAAGAAUUGGAAGAGGUCCGGGACCUGACUUCACUUCUGCAAACACACCUGGGGAGGUUCCCUGAAAAGGGCAACUUUCAUCAACUCUCCUCUCAAGAUGCCCCUGGGAAGGUAUGCAAAGCAGCACCUGCUGGAGCCCACCAGCCAUACAGGGAAGAGACUGCUCCCACCGUGUCCCCGGCUCCUCUGACUGAGCAGCCUCUACCUCAAGCCUCCACCCUUUCUUCAGAUUCAGUUCCCUCCUCAUUUUCUGUUCACUCAGAUUCCUCCUUGAGUGCCUCUCAAAUACCAGAGUCUUCCCUUCCCCUGGACAGCCUUUCACCCCAGCCACUGGCUGUUUCUCCUACACCACCAUGCUUUCCUGAUGCAGUGGCCUGCCCUGCACCUCCGACAGCCUCCUCUGUCCCACAGCCACCAGCCACCAUGCUGAAUCUCAGUCAGGGUGAAUCUAUGGCACUCCCAUUGGGCACCAUCUCACACAGGUCAUCUCUACCCUCCCCUUGGAGACCAGCCAUCUCAGGCCUACUCCAUUCAAGCUGCCCCCUUUCAGCACUGUCUUGGUGGCAGGGGGCUGAAAAAACCUGGAGCUCUUCCACUCUGACACACUUUGAGUCCCAGAAAGAACACCUUUCCAGUCACCCAGAAGAGGCCUCAUUUUGGGGAGACCUCACAAACAGACAGGUAGAGGCUGGUAGCCUCUCUUUUGUGAACCCGGAUGUCCAGAAGCUGCUGGAGAUACUAAUCACCAAGAGAGUAGAAUUAAAGAUUUGGAAGAAGAAAGGAAAGGAGGUGGAGGCAGGCUUUUGGAUCAUAAAAGGCAAACCAGAACGACUGCUUGGUCCCGAGAAGGAGAGCAGGCCUUCCCAGGCCCACAUCUCUGUCACCACCCCUUUUGGGGAUUUGAUCAGGCCUGAGGUUUGGGAGAAACUGGAUCACCACCUUUCUAAAAGGUUCAUGCAGCAACAGAGUGACCUGCCCUGCAGAAUCCAAGCUUCUCAGAAAGUUAUGCAGACUCAGGGCAAAUUCCCAAAGCUUUGUCAGGUACAGGCUAAGAAGGGGCCCUCAAUACCCUCUGCAGUUCUCGGCAAAAGCAGCCAGGACACACAGAAGAUGAGGUCCAGAUCCUCAGCAAGGAUCCCACCAGAGAAGGACCUUUGCCAGGAUAUAGAACAAAGUGUGGGGAAGAUCGUAAAAGACCUGUACAUGAUCUCAGCCAACACCACAGUGAAGGUUCCAAGGGUGAAGCCUGAGUCACAAAGAGAGUUGAGCCCAGACAGGAAGCAUCCAGAAGAUUUGGGAGUCCUUAUGGGCAUCAACACUAAGAUUCAAGAGAGUCCAAACCCUGUGGGUGUCCAUUGUUUGAGACUUGCUGCCAAUCAUAUCGUAGACCUUUCUGGAGAGUCAAAUGUUUAUCAAGAAACAGAAAAUCUAGAUUCCUCUCAGGAUGGGGAAGCCUCCAUGAACACCUUCCAUGAGCCUCUUGUCCUCAGUCCUUAUGUCCGACAGGAGUUGGAAGCAUAUAUACUAAAAUUUCAGGUGAAGCAUAUGUGGGGCUUACUCCUCAAGGUCCUCAAGGUUAUACUUCGCUUGAAGCUGAGAAAGGCCCACUGCAUACCCCUUCCAGGAUCCGCCUUGAAAGCUACUCGUGAAUCUGGGGACCACUCAAAAGCCCAGUCUCCAGAGAUGUUUGGAAAGCUUCCUCAGCCUCAAGCUGGAAAGAGAAUGAUAACAGCUGAGGCAGCUUCCCCCAUGGAGACUGCCUUCCCCACUCCCUCAUGGGCCAGCGAGGAAACCCGAGGACCCCUACCUGGUGGCAUCCUUAAGCCCUCAGAGGUCCCUCUGACUAGACAGGGAGACAAGCCACCUUCUCAGACCCCUAUGUACAACUUUGUGGGCAGAAUCUGGCACAAUGAGUGUAUCAUGGGGGCUGAGAAGGGCAACCUGGAGCCUUGGAGCUGUCCAAGUCCAGCAACGGUCAGGAAUGUGCCACAGGAGGAAGCUGGGGGAUGGGCUUUCCCAGACUCCUACUCUAGCGUGACAGUAGUGGAACUUGAUGAAAGGUCCCAAUCUCCCAUGGAACAAGAGGCCAUAGAGGGGGACUCUGGUUGGAAAAGUACUUUUGAACCUUGUUUGCUGAUCAAAUCACAAAGUAAUAAUAUGGAUUUGAGAUCACAGUCUCCAAAAUUCAAUAAAUGCUUCUCAUUGAAUACAAAGUCUGUUGCCUCAAGUCUAGAAGAUCUACACUUUGAUGCACAGUUUCGUAAGCUUGAGUGCCAAGGUUUCACAGAUAGGCAGAAACAGGCUCAAGGUCAGGCCACUGGCCUGCUCCUUCAAGACUGUGAAACUGGGGCCACUGGCACGCUUCUCAAAAACUGUCGCUCAGAUAAGUUCAUUGCUGCAAACAACUUGGCUUCUGAGGAAUCCCUGUCCUGUUCCCAGACUUUGUCCAGUGGAGGCACGACCAAUUCCCAGAUGCUCUAUGAUGUUUCAUCAACCGGAGGGAGCAGCCAGGGGCAGCAGGAAGUCCUAAGACGGCAGCCCCAACGUACAUGCCAGAGCAAGAAGUUUGUCCCCACUGAUGGGAGAGGGAAUUAUAGAAGGUCCAAACUAGGACAGCGUAAAAAAAGACUGGCAGAAUGGAGGGCCUACCAGGCCCGCAGGAUGAACCACUCUGGCCAGAAAAAGGAAUCAGCAGAAUCACUAAGCAAGUCCUACCAGUCUACCUUGAAGAAAGGACGGGUUCCUUUAGAAAGCCACUUCAGAAUAUGGAUUAAGCAGCUUCUGCAGUGGAUUUUCCCCAAUAAAAGCAAAAGACCAGAAGAGCACCUGCAACAAGGCAAGCCUGUAGCAGCCACUACAGGCUACAGUAGCCACUACAGCAGCCACCAGACCCAGGAACCCCUCCAAAGUAGACUGAUAAUGGAGGGCAGGACUGCUGAGGCUCAGGUUCUCAUGACAGCUGUUGGAAAGAUCCUAAAGGAGAAGAUGGUGUUUCACUAUAGACCUCAUGCCUCAGAGUUACAUUGGUGCCAAGGAGAACUCUGGGCCCCAUUCGGUCCACAUUACUGCUACCAUAGAACCAUGAUACCCAACGGAGUGCCAAUACAGCAGCAGCCAGGGCUCGUGCUGAAGCUCAUGCGGGUGUACCACGCGCAGCCCUCAUGUAACAUAACCAUGGUGUCACUCCAGUCUAGCGCCUGUACAGGAGCAGCCAGCGCGUUCAUGUUGCCUGAGGACAGCACUGUGAUUCAGAUGAUGGAGAAUCUUCUCGACUCUCUUAAAAGCACUUUUGGUACUUUGCUGGACUCCAGUUCCACUUCCUGGGUGACUGAAACCAUCCUUGUUAUUCUGUUUGGACUGGGGCUCUUUUACCUGUUCCUUCCCUAUUUCCAGAAUAAACCAACUUUACCACCUCUUAGGAAACACAGAAACACCAGAAAGCAUCAAAUGCAGCUGAGCAGGAGAUGCAGGGAUAAGAAGACAGAUAGAGCUUUGAAAGCUUGCAGAGAUUGCCUGAAAGAACUGGAAGAGGUCCGGGACUUGGCUUCCCACCUGCAAAGACACCUGGGGAAGAUUACUGACAAGGGCACCGUUCAUCAGCUCUCCUCUCAAGAACGCCCUGGCGAGGUAUACAAGCAAGCCCCUGCUGGAGCCCACUAGCCAUGUAGGCAAGAGGCUGCUCCCACCAUGUCCCCACCUCUGCUGACUGAGCAGCCUCCAUCUCAGGCCUCCACAGUUUCUCCAAGAUCAGUGACCUCAGUUUCU